This is a messenger RNA of Paramecium sonneborni, 661 nucleotides long. NCBI's taxonomy places the organism in Eukaryota, Ciliophora, Oligohymenophorea, Peniculida, Parameciidae. The record is from the annotation of a GenBank genome assembly.
AUGAGAAAAAAACCAAGCUCUCCAUAUGCUGAAUUAAUUGAAGCUAAUAAAAAAAUUCUAAAAGAAGAUGGAAAAUAUUUAGAUUACCAAAACCUUCCUAUGCCUUAUAGUUAAUCAUUUCAACAGCUCACUUAAUUUCGUAUACCAUAAUAUUUCGAGUUAUUGCACCGCAAAAAUUAGAAAAAACCUGAAAUUCAUCAAGAAUCUAAUCAACCUAGUGUCAAUUAAAACAAUAUUUAAACACAACGUAUUCUUUUGUUAAUUUUAGCAAAUCCCAAAAGAUAUUAAUAAAAAAUAAUUAAGAGAAAGCCUUUUUCUAUGAGUAGAUUUUAAACUGCCUAAUUGGAAAGGUAUAUUGUAAAAAGAAUAAAGCAAUUAGAUAUCAUCUGGUUCUUUUAAUCGAGCAAAUUACACUCUCAAUAAAAUUUUAAGCAGUCUUCCUUUGAGUCAGUUACAUUAGAUUCAUGAGGCAAAGUAGGAAAAUAUCCAGACUUUUAUUUAAAGAAGAAGAAAUAACUAAAUGAGAACGGUAACUCCUAAAUAUAAUCUUAAAACAGAUUCUUAAAUGGCUAAAUUUUUUGGGUCAUCGAGUAUAUAAUUAAAUAAUUUAAUAGACAUUUUCCCUACUCUAUCUACAUUUAGAUUAAAAACCAUUCAAUGA